CCCUGCUUCCCCCGUUGACGCACUUUUUAAGCGUCUUCCCCGUCUCCACCUCAAGGCGAGCAGCAGCGGCGGCGGCAGCAGCGACCAAUCACCAUGCCAUUACAGCCUGCAGAGGAAGCUGUUUAUGGGGCUGCAGCGCUAAUUAGGCUCAUGAACUAACAAAUCUGCUUGCACCAACCCGGCCGGGGAAAAAACACCAGCGCAUCCAUGGAUUAGCCUGGGAGUAGCUGAGCUCUUUUUAUUUUUUCCUACAAGCUUCCCAACUUAUUUCGCAGCGAAGAAAACUUUCCCCCCUUUUCUUUGGGUGUGGAGGAUUAUUUUAAGCAGCGGCGCCUUCGACAACUUCGACCUAAACUGGGGAAUCUGGACUAUCAGACCAUGUUUCAACCCACACCGAAGAGGUGUUUCACUAUAGAAUCGUUAGUGGCGAAGGACAAUCCGGUACCGGCGUCCCGCUCAGAGGAGCCCAUCAGGCCGGCGGCUCUCAGCUAUGCAAACUCCGGCCAGAUGAACCCGUUCCUGAACGGUUUCCACUCCGGCGGCAGGGGCGUCUACUCGAACCCGGACUUGGUGUUUGCAGAGGCGGUCUCUCACCCGCCGAACUCCGCCGUCCCGGUGCAUCCGGUGGCCCCGCCACACGCUCUGGCCGCUCACCCGCUCUCCUCGUCGCACAGUCCGCACCCGCUUUUCGCCAGCCAGCAGCGGGACCCGUCCACCUUCUACCCCUGGUUAUUACACAGAUAUAGGUACCUGGGCCACAGGUUUCAGGGCAACGAAACGAGUCCAGAGAGCUUCCUUUUGCACAACGCGCUGGCCAGAAAGCCCAAAAGAAUCCGGACAGCUUUUUCCCCCUCGCAGCUCCUCCGGCUCGAACACGCGUUCGAGAAGAACCAUUAUGUGGUGGGAGCGGAGAGGAAGCAGCUCGCCCACAGCCUUAGCCUCACAGAAACUCAGGUAAAAGUGUGGUUUCAGAACCGAAGGACGAAGUUCAAGCGGCAGAAGUUGGAGGAGGAGGGCUCGGAGUCUCAGCAGAAGAAGAAAGGCUCGCAUCACAUAAACCGCUGGAGGCUGGCGACCAAACAGGCGAGCCCGGAGGAAAUUGAUGUCACUUCGGACGAUUAAAAAAAAGAAAAAGAAAAAUCCAAAAUGGGACUGACUUUCUCAGAAUUGUCUGAAUGAAGGAGGAUAAGGAUACAGGAUGCGGGGCAGAGACUGUCGGAGGGUCAGAUGGAGGAGAAACGGAGGCCGAGGCUGGUCCUGCUGCACGGAGCGGCUCUGUCGGUCCAACCGGGCCGGGAAGCUGCGCCUCAGUCCGCCUACCUGAACCCACCCCGCUCCACCACUACGAGCCCUCACACCUCCACCUAAUUUUCAAAUUUUCUCCAAUUCUUAUUGGACGUUUGCACUUCAGAAGAUUUUUUUUCACUCAAGAAACCAAAACACCAAACUACUUUUUUUUUUUGUAAAACUUGAAAUGCAUGGUUUAAUAUUUCCCCCCAUAGUUCUUUUAAUUUGACUAAAGAGGGAAAAAAGAAGAAAAUUCAAUUUCUUUUUCACUUUUAACUCUAUUUUCCAGCAGAGAGAUGUCGUGCUUCUUCCUUUCUACAAAGUGUGCAGUCUUUCCUUGAUGAUUCUCGUGUAAAAGUGAUUGUGAAAACAUAUGAAGUAGCGGUGUUUUGAUUUUUUUUUAAAGAAGAAAACAUUUUUUAAUUAUUUUUGUUUCUAAAAGGUGAAUCAAAGCGCAGCAGUGAAAGGGAAGAUAUCAGGACGUUCCUUCAACCCAAAGCUUUACCAGAACCAGAACCGAGUCGCUCUGCAGCCUCCUGUCAGGACUCAGUGAAGGACUAAAAAACAAACAAAAAAAAAAAACAGAAAAAACAAACAAACUUCAGGCACUGAACGUAUUCCAUGUACAGAAAUGCUAAAAAGUUCCUGUUUCUGUUCAAACCCCCCCUUUUACAGAAUGUAAAUAUUUUUUGUGUUUGUGUUAAGUUUGCUACAAUUUUAACACAAAGUAUACUUCCAAGAAGUAUGUAAUUGUCAAUAUUUUGUCAAUAAAGUUUUAUCAGUAUGUCGCGCGCA
Messenger RNA from Poecilia latipinna (sailfin molly), 2082 nucleotides. RefSeq names its product empty spiracles homeobox 2 (gene emx2). The transcript is spliced from 3 exons. NCBI's taxonomy places the organism in Eukaryota, Metazoa, Chordata, Actinopteri, Cyprinodontiformes, Poeciliidae. Gene Ontology annotation, molecular function: RNA polymerase II cis-regulatory region sequence-specific DNA binding; DNA-binding transcription factor activity, RNA polymerase II-specific. Bases 379 to 1122 code for a protein of 247 amino acids. The record is from RefSeq and is a predicted model, not a curated record. Gene Ontology annotation, cellular component: nucleus. Gene Ontology annotation, biological process: brain development; neuron differentiation; central nervous system development.